AUGGGCAGCAUAAAAAGUCUAGUCGUCCGGGGAUCAGUGCUAUUUCUGAUUGGAGUAUUCUUUGCACUGGUGUUAAACCUGCUUCAGGUGCAGCGUCAGGUGACAGUUUUUCCUCCGGAAGUUCUGGCCAGUUUGUUUUCUUCUGCCUGGUGGAUUCCACCAAGUUGUGGAACUGCAGCAGCUAUCAUUGGUUUGUUAUAUCCAUGCCUUGAUAAAAAAUUGGGAGAAGAGCUUCACUACAAGAGGGAAUGGAGCAGUGUCAUGAGAUGUGUAGCUGUGUUUGUUGGGAUCAACCAUGCUAGUGCUAAAAUUGAUUUUGCAAAUAACAUCCAGCUUUCAGUGAGUCUAGCUGCCAUGUCUAUUGGGCUUUGGUGGCUCUUUGAUCGUUCCAGGUCCGGCUUUGGUCUAGGGGUUGGCAUUGCUGUUCUAGCUACAUUUGUAACUCAGCUGCUAGUGUAUAACGAUGUUUACAGAUACACGGAGCCAGAUUUUCUGUUUGUGCGGUCAUGGCUGCCAUGUGUUUUCUUCUCUGGGGGUGUCACAAUGGGAAAUAUAGGUAGACAGUUGGCCACAUAUGAUGCCGAAACAACGAGUGAGACCCGAGUCAAGCGAGACUGA
Candidula unifasciata is the source of this 618-nucleotide messenger RNA. Lineage: Eukaryota; Metazoa; Mollusca; Gastropoda; Stylommatophora; Geomitridae. The record is from the annotation of a GenBank genome assembly.